Molecule: messenger RNA, 381 nt
Organism: Akanthomyces muscarius
Lineage: Eukaryota; Fungi; Ascomycota; Sordariomycetes; Hypocreales; Cordycipitaceae
Exons: 1
Coding region: 1-381 (126 amino acids)
Source: RefSeq, a predicted model, not a curated record
AUGGAAUACAUCCGCGGUGAGCCGCUCAACAGGGCAUGGCACAGCAUGUCCACUGCGCAGCGCGACUCUGUUUUUGCCGACCUCAAACAGCACAUUGACGGCCUGCGCGCGCUCCCGGCCCCCGCGCCAGACAUUGUCUGCUCCGCGCUACAGAAUCCCGCGUGCGACUGUCGCAUCGGCGCCCAGUUCUACGGGCCCAUGAGCCACGACGAGUUUCACGCGCUCGCACGCGGCCACCUCCGGAAAGAGGACGUGCCGCUCCUGGGCGAGGCGCUGGCCGAGGUGCACGCUGCGCGCUACGAGACGCGCUUUGCCCACGCCGACCUCGCGCCCUACAACAUCAUUGUCCGGGACGCGCGUGUAGUGGCCGUCAUCGACUGA